UUUCGUCCGGGGACGGCCGUCGACGCAACGUUGGUGCAAAAAAGCGUAACUCUCCUGAAAGGACCGAAAACGCGGUCAUCGCGCGAGCGCCUAGUCAGCGGAGGAGGCUUCUUUUAUUUCUGCGCCAGUUCACGCGUCUCUCAUCUUCCUAUUGUGCGCGGUUUGUUUUUGUCAUCAAGUUCUACUUCUCUCUCGCCGCUGCAAGCGCCGCUCCACCGGCCCUGCGUGGUCGUCACACUCGGUCUGGCAUGCGAUGUGAAAUGGGCAACCUCCUGCGCCUGCUGUCGAGGGAUGAUGCCCCGAAGUAUGACGUCUUUGUUGACUUCGAAAAUGCUGAGCCUUCAGAAUCCGAAGAAGAGACAUACUACAUAGUGCACGAUGUGCUACAGCACUCAAGGGACAUACUCUUGGAACUGCAGACGUACAAAGGCGCGGGCAGCGAGAUCAGGGAGGCUAUAGCCAACCCAAGAAGUGAAGCCCGUCAGAUGAAAGCCUGGGAGGCUGUACUGCCCCUGGUCUCCAAGCUGAAGCAGUUCUACAUCUUCUCGCAAAGUCUUGAGGAUGUCGUGCCGCGCAUCCUGUGGGAGCUGUGCUCGGGUCCGCGGACCCCUCGCGAACACCUGGAAACGCAGCAGGCCCUUGUGAAGCAGUUUGCGGAGAUAUUGGACUUCGUACUCAAAUUUGAUGACCUCAAGAUGACAAACCCAGCAAUCCAAAAUGACUUCAGCUACUACCGCAGGACGGUUAGCAGGUUACGACUGGCAAACCAGGAAAACAUAGAGGAUGGCUUGGAGGUUCCCAACGAGCUUGCGAACCACAUGUCGCUGUUCUACGCGCAUGCAACGCCUAUGCUGAAGGUGCUCAGCGAUGCAACGACGCGCUUUGUCUCGGAGAACAAGGACCUGCCCAUCGAGAACACCACGGAGACCCUGGGAACCAUGGCGAAGGUGUGCCAGCGGAUGGUCGAUAACAGAGAAAUUUGUUCGAGGUUCAAGAAUGAAGAGACCAUCCUGUUUGUGUUGCGGGUGAUGGUAGGCGUGAUCAUCCUCUACGACCACGUUCACCCCCAGGGAGCUUUCACCAAGACGUCUCAUAUUGACGUCAAACGGUCAAUAAGGGUCCUCAAGGAGCAGCCUCCAAAUGUUGUCGAAGGACUCCUGAAUGCGCUAAGGUACACAACACGUCACCUGAACGAUGAAACGACGCCACGCAACAUCAAAGGCUUGCUGGCCUGACUUGGACCGUGCUGCGGUAGUCAUCUCUGAGUGUUCCAGUUACACACUGUUUUCGGUCGUCGACCAUCUGUUGUCACUUCUGUGCUACAGUGGACGCUGUGCUGUGCUAUGCACACUAUUGUUUUUUAUAUAGCACUUGUGAUUCUUUUUUUUUUUUACACAAUGAUAAUGUAAGGAAGUUCAUUGACAAAAGUGAGCUGGACCACUUAAAUUUGUGUUAGUUUGCUGGUCACAACUUACUGCAUUGGACACGGUGUCACAUACCAAGGAGAGGUAGGUGAGCUGUGCAAGAUGUUAGGGACAAUGAAAGAUAGGCAGGAUUGGCCCCGGUGUCAUCUUCCAACUUAGUAAAGAAGGAAGCAAAGCACUUAACUUUUUUUAUUACUUUGACAAUGAACAGAUCAAUUAUUUUAGCCUUAGACUACGCAUGUGAUACUAGCCUAAUUUUUAUUUGUCCCCACAACCUUUUGAAGUUGUUUUGUAAUAAUUACAACGAACUGAUGCUUUUAAUGUUUGGUAUCUUUCUGUGGAGUUCUUGUCAUCAAGGCUGCGUUUUGUUGCACUUCGUAUCAUUUAGGGUAUCGCUGUCAGAUGGAAUUGACGCAUCACUCAGUGGUGGAUUUUAAGGCUCAUCCAGGAACUUCUUUUUUAUUUCUUUUACAGAAGAUUCUUGGUGACAUAUGCAACCGUUAGCCAUUCUUUGCACUUGCUUGUGCUUUUGCAUAAUGCUUGCUUGUCUUUAGCGCUUUUACUGGUCUUCUUUCUUCUGAUUUUUUAUUAUUAUUAUGAUUAUCAUGACUUCUGAAUCUUUGCAGACUCUGUAGAAGGGUGUGCAUUGCAGCAAACUUUUAAUUAGCUUCCAUCCUUUAUUUGGAAGAUUGCACUGUGGCACAUCCUGUACAUUCUUCUUUGUCCCUACUGCUUGACCUGGUUGACCUAUUUUUCCAGUUGUGAAUGAAACCAGCCUGCGAUGAACGUAUAAGCAAUUGAAUUGGCCGUCUCGUCAUAUGCCUUGACUGUUUGUCAUUCAGCUUGCUGCUUUCUUUUCACUGUGCUGCUGAACGGUACAGGAAUUGCUGUUUUGCCUGUAAGUUCUUGUACUUGGACUACUGAAGAUACUUCUUAGAAUUUCUUAAAGACUGGUGUACGCAGGUAACUUGUGAAACUUUGCGACAUCUUGCCUUGUUUUGAUUUCUGCAAUUUGGGUUUGUGCUGUCACUUGCUUCACAAGAGUUAUUAACACAUGAAUGCACGGCAGAUAGCCUAGCUAGCACACAUCACUAGUGGUAUACUGUGGCCACAGAUCUGAAAAAAAAAAGGUGAGGAUGUAUGCAGUUCUCUCGUCUGCAGGCACUAAUAUUUCAAGAAAAAAAUUUUUACGAUGCUUUCUUCUGUAAAACUUCCACGAGAGUCGGCAAACCAAAUGUUGUGCUCGACCCUAUCAGAUUGCAAUCGACAGUACCCUCUGUUGAGUCGUGCAAAGUUGUGCAAACUUAUUGAGGCGAACGUUCUGUUUGUUUCUUGAAGUUGCCACACAAUUUGCUCAGAUGGCAGUUUGUGACAGCUUAGCAUGCUGUGCGUCAUUUUUGCAGCCAACUAGGGACACAAGCAUUGGAUGUAAUGCCAGCAGUUGGCUAACAGCACAUCACCGUUCUUAAGCCCGCUUCUCGUUUCAGGUGAUGUGUGCAUCAUUUGGUACGAAAUUAGGCUCUCUGCCGUGUGCUAAUGUGUUCCUGAUCAUAACUUGAUAAUACACGCUGUCAUUGAUGAAGCUAAUGCCAGGCUGUCCCUGCAGGUUCUUGCAUAGCCACGUCAAUACUUAGCCUAAACAUGGCAUAUGUCUGGACUUCUCCCGCUGUAGGGCCAGUUUAUUGUUGCAACUUUUUAACCAUGAUGUGGCUUGUCAGGUGAGCUCUUUGCAACUGUGAAGGCAGUUCUACUAUAAGAAUUGAAGCAAACUGAGAAAUAUUCUUUCUACACUAACACAACUAUGGAAAGACCAUAGGUGUUUUGAAGAAUUGCAUGUCAUGUUAAAAAGUGUGUAGGACACGCUGAACCGCCUUUUGUACUCGGGCCACGUAUUGUGUCCUUAAAGACCCCAGAUCAUUUAGAUGUAAUCGGAAGUUUGAAUGGGCGAGCCAUUACAUACCAAUAUGUCUGCAAAUGUGAUCAGACGCACCGUAUUUACUCGGACCAGACCAGGCUUCUAGAUUAUUCUUCUUUAACUGAUAUGUGCGGGCUUUCGAACAAGUAUGCCUGGCCUGCGAUCUACUGAUGACCUGUGACUUUCAAUAUACGAUAGCUGAGAUAAACUUCACAUGUUUUUUUCAGUUCCAGUUCUUUCCCAGAGUUGUCCUCCAGAAAGUUAUCGCACCUGCUUUCAAAGAUGGAGAUUUACAAUUUUCGCUGCGUUGUAGAAAAAAAAAAAAAAGAUGCGCUCCAUAAAUGACGGGAGGUUACAAUAGCUCUCCAAUUUCAGCCAUUGAUUGUGCGAGCAUUUCUGUGCAGAACUAAGUCAUUUCAUGAUGAAUUUUCAUCACAGUGGGCAAGGAACUGCAUUGCAUCUCAACUCAUUUUUUCUAGGAGGUGUAGAAUUAGCAUAUUAUCGUACGUGUGGUUUGAAAACAUAGCAACGAGGUAUUGUUUGCAUGCAGUUUUGACCAUGCAGUACCAACUUCAGCUGAGUCGAAUGUUGCGAAGUCCAGUGUCAAAACAUUGUAUUGUGAAUUUGAACACAAGGGAAGUCUGGAUCUGGUGCAAGUGUGAUACUAUUCAUUAAGGGGAUUAUAGUCUAUAUUUAAAUCUGUAGAUGGCUAUUGUGUACUGGUACAACAGGGUUAGUGAACACAUUACAGGGUGCCUCACCCCCGAAUGGUGCAAAAGGACAUUAUUAUUAACGGCACAUGUAACACUUGGUUAAAAGUUUACAGUAACUGCAGUUUCUCACUACUGCCUUGUAACGUAGUUUGUUGCUCAGACAUUCUGUAUGCCGCUACAACAUUUUCACACUUUUCGAUGUUCGUGUAGAAAUUAUUUCAACUUAUGUGGAAUCCAUAUUCUUCCCCUAAUGACGUGUGUAAUGCUUUGGAAUUAGACUGCUGCCAAAAAUGUUUGUCAGUAGCUUUUAAAUAUGAAUCAAAGCUUUAUGAAAUCUAAUGAAAGCAGUUGUCCAAGGAGGGCGUGGAAUUCUCGCUCUUGGCAAAUGUAGUUUUGCGUCAAAAACUGAUAAAUCUCCUUUCCUACCGCUAGUGAAACGGAAUGUCUUCCGCAAGGCUCUCUGUAGACGAAGCGCAUUGCAAAGCAAAAUACUGCCAAACCACUCUUACUGUCUAGGCAUUGUUUUUUCUGCCUGAGCAUCACGCAUGGACGCCCCCUUUGCGGCAGCCAUUUUGCUACCAGGGUUCGUCACUGCAGAUAUAGGCAUGUAGCAAGAGGUGCUAUUUUUGGAAAGGCGUCGAGGGGAUAGCGGCGGUUGUGAGGAAGGUUGGCGAUAGCGUUGGAAGGUCGGUGAUGCGUGAGGCUUGUCUGAUGUGAGCGUGCAGAAACAAAGGCUCUAUGCACAGUAGACCAUUGACAACUCAACCCUAUGAAUGCAGUUUUAGUGGCAGCCAUUCUCUUACUGCCAAAUGAGUCUUAGAUGUAUUUUAAGUUCUUUCACACCUACCGUGACCGCUCAGUAGCUAUGACGUUCUGCUGCUUAACAAGAGGUCACAAGUUUGACUCGCUGCUGCAGCAGCUGUUUUCAGAUGCAGGCAGAAUGCAAUGACACCUGUUUCGAUUUAGGUGCAUAAUAAGGAACCACACGUGAUAGAAAUUAUUUCUGUUUUCAAAUGCCACCUGAUGAAUGCAACUGCUUAUUGGGGCAAAACCUUGAUGUCAGUGCCGGAAAAUACAAACGACGAGUAAUUCUUAGGUUUCAUUACUUCGAGCUGCGAAUGUUUCGGUGUAGGUGUAAUUUAAUGUGCAACUGAAAUCUCGGUUCAUUUUGGCUGUAGCAUCAUGUAGUGACUGUCUUGCAUAUUGUUGAAGCUAUUCAGGAAAGACGGGUUAAAAGCAUUUGGUCAGAUUGUAUAGUGGUGCAUCGUUCAUACCAUUAUAGUAGCGCAUCAUUCCUUGCAUGACAUAUGGCAAUUGUGUAUUAGGAUCGUUAUUCAUAAGCUAUGCAUAGUUUCUCGUGGCACGUUUUGACUUGGCAAUGGUCUACUGUCUAUUACUCAUAUACAUUGUAAAACUCAAUACGGCUGUUUUUGCUUGCUAAGAUGAACAGUGCUGAUCUUGCGCACAGAUGUGUAUGUAUGCUGCUUAUAUGUGUAUGUUAUUUCUAACUGUGCUUGUGCUUGCAUUUUAUACUGACAUUAUCACCUGAUGUAAACAGCAUGGGCUACUUAGCACAAGAAAAAAAAAAAAAAACGGGCCUGAUUCAGUGUUCUUUGCAAGUGUAUUUUCUGUGAAGUUUUGACUUUUGCGAAUGAGACUUGCCGCCAGAGCGGUCAAUUGUUCAAUAAUUGGUGGCCCUCGGACUUUCCUUGGUUGUCACCAUUUGAAGUCUUCAUUUUUUUACCUUUAUUUAUAAGAUGCUAGUCAUUCUGUCUUCCUCAUUGUACCCGUACAGUUUUCUUUGCAACUUGCGAUACAAGUAACCACUGUUGGCGGUGAAAUUGCAUGUUCAUCACGUAACAUAUCGUGUUGUCACAUUUUUUACUGCGUUGCACAGAAGCGUGAAGCGUUAAUGAGGGCUCGUUUUGAACUUUUGAGUAUUGCACGUCGAGAUGAUUUUAUGUGGUGUUGCAUCAAUCUUUGUUCACUCAUUUACGUAAUCUCUCGAAAAUGACACUUGCACAACUGUAAUGGAGGUUUUCAAUGUUUCGUGGUCACUACGUAAUGUGAUAAGUCAUACUGAAUUUUUUUUUUUUUUUUCAUUGUGCAAAGAAUAUAAACUUGUAGUGUGCAUCGCUUGCUUUCGUAAACCAAAUCGGUAAGCAUCUGUGCACCUUGGUGUGUUUUGAAACGGGACUGCGCACACGUUUUUGAAGUCGUGUCAACAUUUGUUUGGUCUCAUACUUGCGCCGUUGAAAGAGCACAAAAUAUGUUCGGCUGAGUGACUGCUAGUUCUUUGACCAAGGUUCUGCCGCAGUGCGGCUUAUUUGGCUUGUUGGUACUGAAACGUGGAAGACAGAGCAGCACUUGGGAUGAGGACAUAGCAGAUGACAAACACCACAGUCCAUCACUUUUAACUGAUUUAUUGCAGAAAUUUCGUCUCGCCGAUUUCAUGCUCUCGUAUGUGUCAUUCUUUUGAUUGCAAAGUAGGCUUUCGCAAAAAUCCUUGCUUGAGACGUAUGCUGGUUACACGUGGAAAACAAACCUGGCGAAAUGCAGUACUACACAUUUGAAAUGGUCACCAACAAAACACACCUGAUUGAGUCGGCACAAUGCAUUGAUCACUUAUUUUCUGGCAGUUGCCUGUUUGCCUUCGCCACCCUUGACUACUGUAUAAUGAUUAUCGCACUUCUCAAGACAUUGAAAUGCAGAAAACGUCCGUGUACUUAGACUUAGGUGCACGUUAAAGAACCCCAGGCGGUCCAAAUUAAUCCGAAGUCCGGCGUGCCUCAUAAUCAGAUGGUGGUUUUUGCACGUAACACCCCAUAAUUAAAACUUCUCAAGACAUUGUGAACACAAACGAAAGGCAUGGAACUAUGCCUUAAAAAAAUGGUCAGCCAUGGUUUAAGAAAUGUUAGGAAAUCUGUUACUUUUUAUCAUGACAGUACACUUUCACUAUAAAUCAUUUGGAAGCGGCAGAUCGUGGUGUCCUUGUGGCAUGUGCCGCUCUGUUUUCCAGGAUUGCCAUGCCAUUUGUACAUCGGUGACCUCGAGUGCAGACCAUUUCAUGUAUAGAUAUUCCGCACAAAUGUAUACUCUACGAACAUGUAUGUGUGUAACAUCGAUGGCGUUUGCCAUCUCUUGUAUCCUUGCUGAGUGGAUUAAGCAUUAAGCUGUGUAGGAAGCUGAGAGUGUGUGGCAGUUUGUGUGCAUGUAUGUGCUGUGUGGAUGUAUUGUCAACGCAACUCUGUUGACUUGGUUUAGGAGUCUUGGCACAAACGUCGCUCGAUGCUCAAUUUGUUAUGUAUCGUCAGCGCUCGCACUGCGUUUUAUAGGUAUGAAUUGCCUCUCUCGUAGAACUGAAGAGAAGCCAUUGACUUUUUCGUUUUUUUUGCGUGUGUGUGUCGCAACACUGGUUUGGCUAAAGCAGUCUUGGCUAAAGGUCACAGUUUUUCGGCAGUGAAACGCACCAUGUAUUAUUGCAUGGUCGUGCGUGGUCAAGUAUUGUGAUUUCUUCUUUUUUUGUGGAGGGUGAAAAAACUUCAAGUUCUAAAAGGCCACAAGAAAAUCGAAAGUAUGGUGACAGUAUUCACAUAUAUUUUUUCCCUAUUCAUCGAAAAGCCCAGCCUCUAAUUUAUUAACUGUGAUGGGCCGAAAACUGUUUUACUUUGACAAGCCUUGGGUUGACAGCUGUUACAACAUUGUCAGCAUUUUGUUCCUGUACACCCGUGAGCAAAAGUAUAGGGACCACAGGGUCGCCGAAAAAACUUAAUGUCUUCGUAAUUAAUAAUUAUAAGCUGGAAUUAAUGGGUACACUGAAAAGUUCGCAAUGCCAAGUUUGGACUGCAGUCCUCAAGUUCAAGUUGCGUUCACAGGCAGAGGAAAAAAUCUGCUUUAUCGCGCAACCCCUGGUCUGUAUACUUCUGCUCACGGGUGUACAUAGCAAGUGCUGCUUGGCAAAAGCGUUUUUUCUGGACCUCCUAAAUGCACACAGUUUUUUUAAUGUUUGCUUUUGGCACAAUCUUGUCGCUGGCCCUCUCAUUGGAAAGAUGCAUUAGGUUAACCAUGCACAAAUGUUUGCCUGCCUUUUGCACAAGCACCAAGAAUAAUUGCAUUCUGGUAAGUCAUUUUAUUAGUAUUUUUGUUUCUAACUUGUAUUGCACAGCCCUGUUUAAUGAGCACUCUACAUCACAAGUCUACGUUUACACUUCGGUAUUGUGAAUGUGACAAGAUCCGCGCUUGUGUUUCACUUCAGUUCGGACUUCUGUAAGCUAUGUAAAUACAGAAGUGUUGAUGCUGUUUGCUUCUGUUUUUAUGGUUGACGACAUUAUGGCAGGAUGGCAUUGCUAGGCGCAGGUAACAUUGAUUGUUGCACUUAGAUGUUCAGGAGUGUAUACUAACUGCUUUGCCGUUAACGAGUUUCUCUAGUUUGUACAUUUGGAGUUGAAGACGUAUUUUCCCUGUGUCGGGGGGGGACUGUGGUCACGUGCUUGCAUUUAGGCGAUCUUUUUUGGACGUUAAGGGGCUCGAAUGUCGCGUCGCUGCAUUUGUAGUGAUUGGCUGGACGGAAAUGCAAGUGCUGCCCACUACUGUCGUAUCUUUCGUUGUUUUUAAUAAAGAGUAUUGUUGUUUAUAAACACC
This is a messenger RNA of Dermacentor silvarum, 8693 nucleotides long. Its product is annotated as CYFIP-related Rac1 interactor B. The transcript is spliced from 10 exons. Gene Ontology annotation, biological process: regulation of actin filament polymerization. The record is from RefSeq and is a predicted model, not a curated record. The coding region runs from base 249 to 1235 and encodes 328 amino acids. Lineage: Eukaryota; Metazoa; Arthropoda; Arachnida; Ixodida; Ixodidae. Gene Ontology annotation, molecular function: small GTPase binding.